GCUCUUUUGCAUUUGUUAUCGAAGACGAAUGUAAAUUUUUCAGAUUUUCGCGACAAAAUACCUAUCUGCGCUAGUUACAAAACCAGCGUCCGAACUUUACGCAAGUGAUAGAUCAAUAAUCGCAAAUUCUUUAUUACACAAAUAUACGACAUUUGUAUAACUUUGGCUUCCCUCUUUUUAAUUGAAAAAAAUAUAUAAGUAAGUAUAGGUAGCGCUCAUGAAAAUGUGUCUUUAACUCGCGCGCGAUGGUAACCAGAAGGGAAACAAACUUACACGCGGCGGUCUUGCGAUUUUAAAGGGAACAACGAAAGUCGACGUUGGAUCGACAGUUUUUUUCAAAGCAUUAAUUAUUACGAGCAGAAAUGACGAUGGACGAGGGAAAGUUCGACGGCCUUCUGUUGUCCAUGGCUCAGCAACACGAAGGCGGUGUCCAGGACCUUCUAGAAACAAUCUUCAGCUUUCUGGCGAGGAAAACAGACUUUUACACUGGUGGAGGUGAUGGUGCCGCAGAGAAGCUUGUGAACAGUAUAUUCAAGAAAUAUGAAGCUACGGCUGUUGCCAAGUCAAAGGCAGAGAAAGCUGAGCGAGCUGAGCAGGAGAAGAGGAGGAAAGAAAAACUAGAAAAAAAGAAGAAAGAGGAGGAACUAAGUUCAGUAGUGCUUAACGAAGAUGAGAAGAUUGUUGAACUGACGGAUGAGCAGGCUUCCAAGCUACAGCAAGAACUAGACUCUAAAAAAAGUCCAAAAGAAGAUAGCGUAGCAAGUGCUGGAACGAGUAGUACCAGUGUAGAAGAAACCAACAAAGUUGAAGAUGUCAAAAUGGACGAGGAAGACGAUGAGGAGGAAAAGGGUAAGCUGAAACCCAAUGCUGGCAAUGGCGCAGACUUACCAAAUUACAGAUGGACACAGACUCUCCAAGAAGUUGAGAUAAAGGUACCUCUGAAAAUCAACUUCAGCGCCAAGCCAAAGGACCUGAAAGUGACGAUAACGAAGAAGCACCUGACGUGCGGUGUCAAGGGUCAGCCUCCCAUUAUUGACGGCGAUUUUCCCUACGAGGUCAAACUCGAAGAAUCCACCUGGGUCAUCGAGGACGGCAAGACUCUGCUCAUCAAUUUAGAGAAGGUCAACAAGAUGCAAUGGUGGGCUAACGUUGUAACGAGCGACCCCGAGAUUAGCACAAAGAAGGUGAAUCCCGAGCCGAGCAAGUUAUCGGACUUGGACGGCGAGACGCGAGGACUCGUCGAGAAGAUGAUGUACGAUCAGCGCCAGAAGGAGCUUGGUCUGCCUACGUCCGACGAACAAAAGAAGCAAGAUGUUAUCAAAAAGUUCAUGGAGCAGCAUCCGGAAAUGGACUUCUCCAAGUGCAAAUUCAACUGAUGCACGGCUACGCAGCAGCGGCAACUUAUCAACGUUUACUCGUAAGAUCUAUUAUGGUUAAAGAUGAGGAAUCCCAAAUGAUGUGAAAAUACUCUUCACGCUUAUCGCACCGAUGGGUUCGUGUCUUUCUAUGUCGGGACCUGGUCCAACUGAUGCGACAAUCGAGGGCUCAUAAAAUUAGGCCCGACCUAUCCGGCAUAGGCGACACCGCAGCAAAGUUCUUUUAGAAAGAUGUUCUCUAUGUAUUGAAUUUCCAUGGUUACGAUUCGUUCAUCAACUUUUUUUUUAUUGUACUAUCGACACUUAAAUAUAAGUAUUAAGUAAUUAAAGAUAAUUAAUCAAGUGA
Nasonia vitripennis (jewel wasp) is the source of this 1722-nucleotide messenger RNA. RefSeq names its product nuclear migration protein nudC (gene nudC). NCBI's taxonomy places the organism in Eukaryota, Metazoa, Arthropoda, Insecta, Hymenoptera, Pteromalidae. Gene Ontology annotation, cellular component: cytoplasm. The record is from RefSeq and is a predicted model, not a curated record. The coding region runs from base 363 to 1376 and encodes 337 amino acids. The transcript is spliced from 7 exons. Gene Ontology annotation, biological process: protein folding.